AUAAACGCUCCAAAACGUUUCCUUGUCUGCUCAGAACAGUCAACUAGUCCUCUCUCUCUCUCUCUCUCUCUCUCUCUCUCUCUCUCUCUCUCUCUCAGUCUUUUGAUCAAACACACAGAGCGCAGUCGAAGAGGAAGAAACAAAGAAACCUUGAAAAUGCAUUCGUUCGGGUACAGAGCCAACGCGUUACUAACCUUUGCCAUAACAAUUCUUGCUCUUAUGUGCGCCAUGGCCUCUCUAUCCGACAACUUCAACACCCCCACUCCCUCUGCGCAAGUCCAGGUACUCAAUAUCAACUGGUUUCAGAAACAGCCCAACGGCAAUGACGAGGUCAGCAUGACACUGAAUAUAUCCGCAGAUUUACAGUCCCUUUUCACUUGGAACACAAAACAGGUUUUUGUUUUUCUAGCUGCUGAGUAUGAAACACCGAAGCAUUCCUUGAAUCAGAUAUCCCUAUGGGAUGGUAUCAUUCCCUCUAAAGAGCAUGCGAAGUUUUGGAUUCACACAUCAAAUAAGUACCGAUUCAUUGACCAGGGAAGCAAUUUGCGUGGCAAAGAAUAUAACCUUACCAUGCAUUGGCAUGUUAUGCCAAAGACUGGCAAAAUGUCUGCAGAUAAAAUAGUCAUGUCGGGUUACCGAUUGCCUGCGGAGUAUAGAUGAUGCCUCGUCAUAUUAUUUUUUUUUGUUGUAACGUUAAACCCUUUUUUAUGACGGAUAUAGAAGGUUAGUUCAAAGAACUAGAAUGAGGAAGGGAAUUUGUGCUUUGGAAAGUGAAAUCAAUUGCGCUUGAAUGAACACUGAAACAUCCCAAGUUUGCUUUCUGG
This is a messenger RNA of Vigna umbellata (rice bean), 824 nucleotides long. Its product is annotated as signal peptidase complex subunit 3B. Gene Ontology annotation, cellular component: membrane; signal peptidase complex. The record is from RefSeq and is a predicted model, not a curated record. Gene Ontology annotation, biological process: protein targeting to ER. NCBI's taxonomy places the organism in Eukaryota, Viridiplantae, Streptophyta, Magnoliopsida, Fabales, Fabaceae.